UGUUGUGAUUCACAGCAAUUUAUCUUAAAUUUAGACGAAGUCAAAAGUAAUUGUUUUAUAGUUGGCGAUACGAUUGGUUCUAAUUUCCAAACAAAAUCAAAGUCAUUCCCUGUAGACGUAGACGAGAUAACUUAAUUCUAUUUUCUCGUUUCCUUGAGUUCAUUCGAUUUAAUUUUUCUUUUUAAAACAGAAGAAAACAAUCUGUCCGCCCCCGGAUAAAUCUUCGCCCAUUUUACUUAUGCAUUACAAUUGAGAAAGCACUUUCGUGUGUAAAUAAAUGAUUAAUUUUCAACCUCACUUUACAAAUGCAACAAUAAAGCAAUGAUACCAUUGAAUAUCAACAUAUUAUUUGGGCAUGAAAAUUGUUUUAAUCUACACACAUCCGACGUUAGUAAUAUAUCGCAUACGAAGCGUUUAAAUUGGCUCUAAAAAAAUUGUUUCUGUUGUCAGUGAGUGUACACAUAAAUAUUAUAUUCAAUGCAUACGUCAUAUGUGUUACGUUGAUCAUAAGUGUAGUGCUAUUAUAUUAUGAAGAGGAAAAGUGAUUUUGAAAACUCAAAUGUGAUUUUCAAACUUUUUUAAGCUUUUGUAUCGUUUCUGUAUAAGAAAAACGAAAGAAAAAAAAAACUUUUUUUAUGGAAAAGAAGAUGAGACAAUCUUUUGUCAUAAAGUGAAGCAUCCUUGACUAUACGUCGAAAAACUAAGUGCUUCGUUUAUUAUAUGAUGUGCAUACUUUCAAUAACAAAAAAAAACUACUACGGCCACACCAUGCAUUCGGUACAUUCACAAGAUCACAUUUGAUGCAUUCAUCCAUCCAUCCAUCAGACAACAGUGAAUAUAAUGCGAAAUGAAUAUUCAUGAGAAGUUUUAUGUUUUACACCCUCAUUGGCUUAUAUCGUUUUUAAAAUAAAACAAAAAAUAAAAAAAAAAGUCUUUUGAAAGCAGAUUGUGCACAGUGUAUGUUUAUAUGGAUAUGAACGGAUUUCGAUAGAUAUUUCGAAUCAGAAUAGAUUAACAAUUUCCCAGAGAAUUCAUCCGUACGCUGUGAAUCCUAAUUAAAUUCGAACGUUGAAUAAAUUGAAUAUACCACGAAGCCAAAAUGCACAACGUAAAGUCAACGGUUACCACGCACCAGUCGGCGCAAUUGAAUGCCGUUAGACACCGUCAUCCGCACGAGGAAUGCGAUAUUAUCGGCGAAUUAAUGGGACAUUAUGGAAAAUAUCAAUUUUUUAUGACUUUUCUAUUGUCGCUGUUUCAAGUACCGAACACGUUCCACAUAUCUUCACCUAUAUAUCAAGCUGCUGAUAAAAAAUUUUGGUGCCAGAGACCACAGCAAUUUAAUGAAGUAACUGUAGAUGAAUGGAUAUCAUUAAGUAAUUCGUCAGACGGCUGUACCAAAUACAGAUCGAAUUGGAAUGAUGUGUCAUACAAGGACGUAAAGGAAGGACUGUACAAUACAACGCAACGAAUGAAAUGCGUCUCGUGGGAAUUCGACGAAAACGAUAAUUUGGGUAACACAUGGACAUCGGAAUGGAAUUUGGUGUGCGACAAAGAGUACAUGAAAACCGUGGCUGAAAUGUUUUUUCUCGUUGGUGUGGCCACAGGUGGCAUAAUCAGCGGUUAUUUGUCGGAUAAAUUUGGCCGAAAAACGAUGCUUUUCAUUUCGGUGGUUUUGCAAACAAUUUUCGGCAUUGCUCUGUAUUUUCCCAAUUCGUUUGAGGUGUACUUAGCUUUAAGGGCACUGCUUGGUGUGGUGUCGGUGUCGGUCACAUAUGCAGGUUUGAUUCUGGCUAUUGAAUUUGUCGAUGGUAAAUGGAGAACGAUUGCUGGAAUGUACAAUCUGUUUCCGUUGCCUGUGUCCUACAUGAUCAUUUCGGGGAUCGCUUACUUAACUCAAGAUCAUAGAAAUUUGCAAUUAGUCAUCGGUGUUCCGGGCAUAUUUUUAUGUUUUCUGUGGUUCGUAAUUCCCGAAUCGCCUCGAUGGCUGUUGUGCAAGGGUCGGAUUAGUGAGGUGAAGGCAAUUAUAAAAGCAGCGGCAGAAUUUAAUGGACGCGAACUUCCGCCAAAUAUGGACAAAUUGUUAAAGCCGCCGAUUGAGGAGGACAGCGACGAGGGAUGCCUGAAACUGUUCGGAACAAAGUAUUUGCGAUUGAUAACAAUUUGCUUCCUAUGCAUUUGGUUCACAAUGAACAUGGUGUACUAUGGAAUGAUCCUCAAUAUGAACUCGUUCGGUGGCAAUGUAUACAUGAAUACGGCUCUAGCAGGUCUAGUCGAGAUUCCCGCCAUCGCAUUAGCAAUUUUUAUCAUUAUGAAAGUAGGUAAAAAAUGGAUCUUUUGUGCUACAUUUUUCCUCGCUGGAAUAUCGUGUCUGUGCUCAGCCAUUGCAGAAGGAAAGGACGAUUUGGAAUGGUUGAAAAUAACGCUGCUUAUGAUCGGCAAAUUCACAAUAAGCGCGGGCAACACCAUAAUGCCCGUCUACACCGCUGAACUUUAUCCAACGGCGAUACGUAACGCAGGAGUUGGUGCGUGCAAUGUUGCUGGUGGCAUAGCACUUAUUAUUGUUCCUUACUUAUCAAUGCUGAAUAAAAUACAGCCGCACUAUUUGAUGUCAAUUUUGAGCGCAUGGAGUUUAUUUGGAGGGGCUAUCGUUGUAUUUCUGCCAGAAACAAUGACACAUUCGAUUGAAGAGCCCGAGGAAGAAAGGUGUUAAAUGAAUCAACUAUAAAUUUUCAUCUAUAAAAAUGUGUUCUCUGCACCCAUCAUUACAAACGACUUGAAUCAUUAAUCUUAAAUUAAAUGAAAUUAACAGCAAGAAUAAAAAAUAAAAUAAAAACAAAGCAAAAGAAAAAUUAAGAGCAGCAGUAUCAUAUCAUAGAAUUCAAUUUCGGUGUGGGAUAAAAAUACACAGCAAGUAAACAAACAAAAUUCAUAUUUAGGAAGUAAAUGUUGAGCAUUAAAAAAAUUCUAAUGAAAACAAAAGAUUAAGAUAAAAUUUUAGAAUACUUAUUUCAAUGUGUAAAAUUCACCAGAAACACAAGAAGUGAAGUGAAUAAAAAAAAUCUCGUUAGUUUAAUUGAUGCAUACGAUAAUUUAAAUAAUAAUUUAUUGUGACAAUAAUUACUGAUGACAUGAAAGAUGUGUGGCGAAACAAUAAAUUAGAUUUAUGAUUUAAAUUUAAACCCGCCGCCAGUUGACACCAUCAAAUCAAUUAAAUUUAUGAAAAGAAAAAAAAAACUUUUAAUUCGCACGGCAAAUUGUUUUUUUUUAGUUUAUCAAAAGCUUUAAUUUUUGUAAUUAGUCCGGUCUAUAAUUAAUAUUUGUGUUUUAUGUUCAGUGCUCGCGAUAUGAAUCUGUAAUCAUCUGCAUCGACAUCUUAUAGGAUAAUACGGUGUGAACGCUCGAAUCACUUUAUCAACUUAGUUAGAAACAUGCGGCCGCCUCAGAUGAACCGAACAGCUAUCCGUAGAGACAGGAAUAAGUCGAAAAGAAUAUCUAAACGUUUAGUGCGGCGACGGCUAAUGUCAAACUAUAUUGAAUUUCGUGAUGCGAAACCUGUCACCAAUUAUUAUCACCUAUUAUUGAGAACUUAACCGAAUUUACUGAAAUUUUUUCAUGCAUUAGAUUACAUAAAACUUCGAGUCGAUUUGAAUCUUUUUUCAAAUAGCUUGUCGGCUAGCUGCUUAACUCAGCUAACAUCUAUGAAUUAAAUUUAGAAAUAUUCAGAUUUCUGAUGGCUCACACUACUGAGUGCAUCUGAAAAGUUUGGGCCAUUGCAGAUUGUGUCCAUGAUACCAGUUAAGUUGUCAAUAGAAGAAAUUCUACAAAAAAUCGACCGUUCCCAUCGCAUUUAAUUUUAAACACACAUCGUAUCAAUUUAAUCGUGAAAGUCCCGACUAUAAUAGCCAAAACGUCUCAUUCUUUUUGAUUUGUAGUCUAGAAUUAUUAUUAUGUCGCAAUUUCGUGUCUUUAAUAUUUUUGUAUGAUGAUGUCGUUCAAUCAAAAUGUUUUGACUAUACUGCUGCUGCUGGCAAUUAUGAGUCAACGCCAACAUUCAUUUAUAAUAUUCUACAGAUUUAUUCACAGUCAUACGAAGUUUUUUUUUGUUGGAGACAUAUCGAUGCAGACUUAAAGUUAGCUACCAAAAUUUGACAAAUGCCAUUCGAUGAAAACUCAAUGUCGUUACAAAAAAAAACAAACAAUUAAUUCUACUUCCGCAGACGAAACUAUGUUAAUACCUUAGGAACUUACCAAUUUUUCCAUGCCAUGUAAUACAUUCAGCGUUCUCUUAAUUAAUUAAUUCAUUUGAAACUAUAAAAAGAAAUUCGGGCCCAUAACCUGUGAUUACGUUAAGUCUUCAAUUUAACACUGACUUGAAAAUGGAAGAUUAAGAUGAUUUGUGAUGAUUUAAGAUGAUUCUUGGAAGUUUACAUGAAAAAAAUCAUCUCCCAGCAUCACUAAACAUCGGAGUACCUUGGGUUUCUAUCAAACACUUUUUUACUUGUUUGGGACCAGUAGUUGCUCGCCCAACCUAACUUACCCAAGAUUAUGCUCCGAAGGGUUACUUGGACUUCUUACCAGUCUUAAGUGAAAAACACUCUCAAUUGGAUAUGUAACAAUCCGAAACUUUACAGGUCACUUUUCCUAUCAAUGAACGUAUUACAGUGAAUGUCGAAGAAUGAAUGUAACUUACGUCUAGUGGUCAAGUGGUAGCUACUAAUGAUCUGAGAGUCGUCGUAACUCAUAAUAUCUGUGUUGAAAUAUCGGUAUUUGUUCGUCGAUUACAAAGACUUAAGUAAGGUGAAUUUCCCCAUUCGAAUAAAAUGUAGUCACACACAUCUGUAACAAUUUAAAUUUAGAUAAAAGUUUAAUGUUAUUAGCAAAAAUCACAAUUUUGCAAAAGUAUAGUAGAAAUUUAGUUUUUUAAUGUUUCUAAUAAAUGUAUUGGCAGGUCCAAAAUUUUAUAACUUAAAGUGAAAAGUGUAAGUAAAAUGAAAAAAAAAAACUUAAAAUAUUCUCGUUUAUAUAAUUACUCAAGUAACAAACAAUUAUAAAUAGAAAAGAAAGAAAAAAUGUUUGAUAUAAUCGAUGUGAAUUGUUAGAAGUAGUAGAGAUUCGAUAGAAGCAGCAC
Molecule: messenger RNA, 5128 nt
Organism: Bradysia coprophila
Lineage: Eukaryota; Metazoa; Arthropoda; Insecta; Diptera; Sciaridae
Product: organic cation transporter protein
Biological process (GO): transmembrane transport
Cellular component (GO): membrane
Molecular function (GO): transmembrane transporter activity
Source: RefSeq, a predicted model, not a curated record